This is a messenger RNA of Cucurbitaria berberidis CBS 394.84, 1098 nucleotides long. RefSeq lists its product as uncharacterized. The coding region runs from base 1 to 909 and encodes 302 amino acids. The transcript is spliced from 3 exons. NCBI's taxonomy places the organism in Eukaryota, Fungi, Ascomycota, Dothideomycetes, Pleosporales, Cucurbitariaceae. The record is from RefSeq and is a predicted model, not a curated record.
AUGGCACCAGAACUUCGGCCACGAAGUCACACUACCUCGUCAGUAGUGACCGAUAGCCUUGAACCUGUCGUACCUGCGCAGGAAAGCCAUAGGGGCAGCUAUUACUCGCUGAAUUCAGCGAAGAUGAGGAGGUGCACCCUGGAGCAAUUGGAGAAGGAGUACGUGCCUGACAGGGCAGAAACGAUGGCAGGAGAGCUUCAAUGGCCUACCGCGCAGCAAACACAUGCAUCAAAGAGCACUGAACAACUUCAGACCCCCUCGUCACCCCUUCAAUCUGCCCAGACAUCGACCUUGGAAACCCUCCAGCCCUCACUAUUCCUACCACCAUCACGCCAGCCCACUAGGCCUGGUUCAUGGGACCCCAGCAUGGCACUCCUACCAUUCCACCACCCUCGCGAUGACACGAUACCCUCACAACGACAGCAGACUUGGGACGAAGUGUCACAGUACACGCCAAGUCUAGGGAACAUGGAAGCAUUGCAUUCCGCCUUAAUAAGGGGUGAAACAAGCGAUACGGAGUGCGGCGACGAAGAUGAAGUUUCUCCCUUGUCUGACAAGGAAGAUGAAGAGACAGGAAUAAAGAAGGGCAAUACGAAGAAGAAUCGCGCGAGUAACCGCUUCUUGCACACUCUACUAUGCCGCCCUGGAUCCCACUCGCCCGAAGACGCUUCCUCAUCUUCUCCUAUUCGUUUUCCCAUGCGCGUCAGCGGUGCUUCGCGCCCGGGCAUGACGCGGUAUAAAAUGAAAGGCCUGACGAACAGACUGCGUGGAACGCCGCCUGCUCCCGGAUCACCACGUGGGAACACUAGCGGCUGCUACAAGAAGAAAGCCCAAGUCGGCGAAGAGCAAGCUGAUGUAGAACUGGAGGAAUUACUUCCCCAGAUCUCACGCGAUUGUCCUCGAAGAUGACACUAAAAAGCUGCUUUGAAAUAUACUUUCUUCCUGUCGCCAUACAGGAGCUAGUAGCCAGUCCGCGAAGGUCUUUACCACAUCGUGGAACCAUGUCAUGCAAGUGAGAGUCUGAACAACCGUUUGCGAGGAGCCUACGAUACACUUCCACGACAUGGUCAUCGUGAUGCUGGUACAGGCGGUCCAGGG